ACAAAACCACAGUACCGUUUUCAACUUACUUCAUCAUCUCAACAACUUCAAUAUCUAUAUCACCUACAUCGACAUUCAUCGUUGUUUCGACAUCAGUCCCCCUUAGCGAUCCUUCUGAUAAACCAGGCGCAAAACCAUAUGAUCCAAAUACUCCAGCGAAGUCAUUUGAUGUAGUCAUGGGACUGAUUCUGCCCAGUGUUACCGCAGAUAUUUCCAAUCCCAACAGUGCAGAAUAUCAAGAAAUUAAAUCAUCAAUUGAAGCUGGGAUCGCCGAAACUUAUAAGUCAAAUACAGACUUUGCUUCUGCUGUACUUAUCAGUUUAAAAUCACUGGGAGUAAACAAAGUGUAUGCUGCCGUAAAACGAUCUACAACAACAGAAGUUACAGUGGAAGCUACAGUGAAGAUUGAAUUCAAAGUAGAGGCAACCGGUCAUUUGGCUGCUUUGAAUGAACAAGUCAAGAGUGGUAGCUUGGGUGAAUUAAAAGUUCAACCUAAGUUAAAAGCAGCCAUUGUAAGCGAGUACAAUCCGAUCUCCUGUCCAGAGAUUUGUAUUGAUACAACCAUAUGUCAACCUUCAUGUCCUGCCAACUGUUGUGCUCCCUCUGUAUCUGUUUGUCAGCAGCCAUCAUGUCCAACCGCAUGCGCUCCGGGCUGCACUGACGCUUGCUGUUCAAUUGGGCAGAGACGAGUUCGUCAAAAGUAUUAACUAUUGGGUUGAAUUUAUUUUAAAUGUAGAGCUCAUAUAGUAGUUCUUAUGACAGUAAACUCUUCGUAACUUAACUGUUCUUAAUCCAGUUGACAAGAUGUCAAUUGAAAUACACUUAAAAACAGAACCUUAAA
This is a messenger RNA of Xenia sp. Carnegie-2017, 841 nucleotides long. RefSeq lists its product as uncharacterized. Lineage: Eukaryota; Metazoa; Cnidaria; Anthozoa; Malacalcyonacea; Xeniidae. The transcript has 6 exons. The record is from RefSeq and is a predicted model, not a curated record. The coding region runs from base 177 to 707 and encodes 176 amino acids.